GUGCAGCAGUAAAGUUUGCAAAAGACUACAUGUUUGAUGUUUCAGUGGGAAGAAGACAAAAUGUCCCUGCAAUAAUGGUGAUAUUUGCGGACGGUCCAUCUAGGGAUGACGCAAUUGCAAUAUCAAGAGAAGCCAAGACUUCUGGCAUUAAUAUCUUGGCAGUUGGAAUUGAAGAAGCCGACCGGGAGCAGCUGCGAAGGAUGGUCACUAAUGAAAAUCCCCGCAAUGUUCUUUUCUCAACAGAUGUUACUGACUUACAUACACUUGAGGAUGACCUUGCAGACAUGUUGUGCACAAUAGAGGAUGUUGUACCAAGGCCCACCCCAGGACCCUGCACAGUCCAAUGUCCAAAGGGGGAGAAAGGCGAGAAAGGAGAGGAGGGACAGAGAGGAAGAAUUGGUGAUCUAGGUCAGAAGGGAGAACCUGGUUUGAAUGGAAUUCCUGGUGUGCCUGGUCCUCAGGGGCCUCGUGGCCUUCCUGGUGAGCCUGGAAGAGUGGAAGUGAGGCCAGGAUUUAAGGGAGAAAAAGGGGAUCCAGGUGCCUCUGGAAGAGAUGGAAUACCUGGAUCUCCUGGUCGGCCUGGUAACCCGGGCUCAAGUGGCUUACCUGGUAGUCAAGGUACGCCUGGUACGAGAGGAAUCUCAGGAGUCCCUGGCAGUCCAGGCCCUGAAGGUUCUAAAGGAGAGAAGGGUGAAAGGGGCGAGUCUGGUUCUGUUACUGGUGGUGGACUUCCAGGAAGAAAGGGAGAGCCUGGAACUCCGGGUUCUCCAGGCUUACCUGGAUCCAGAGGACCCCCUGGCGAUCCUGGGUCCCCUGGGCCAUUUGGACCAAUUGGCCCACCAGGAACCCCAGGACUUUCUAUCAAGGGACAGAAAGGAGAACCAGGUGAAAGAGGACCUCCAGGACCUGCACUUGUAAAUGGGAGCCAACAAAGAGGAGAAAAAGGUGAACCUGGAUUACCUGGCAGAGAUGGACAGUCUGGAGUACGAGGACUUUCUGGGCCACCUGGGCUUAAAGGGGAGAAGGGUGAUCCUGCGGAUAUUUUGCCUGGACAAGCUGGAAGGAAAGGAGAUCCUGGUGAUCCGGGUCCCAGAGGUCCUCGAGGGGAGCAAGGAGAGAAGGGUGAACGUGGUCUUCCUGGUGAUGCAGGUCCACCAGGACUAAGGGGGGAGAGAGGACCAAUGGGUCCAUCUGGACAGAAGGGUGAAUCAGGAGAAAUGGGUCCAAUUGGUCCACCAGGAAUCUCUGGUGUGCCAGGUCGUAUCGGUCCUGUUGGUCCAAAGGGUAACCAAGGAAAUCCUGGAGAACCUGGACAGAGUAUUCCCGGACCACCAGGAAAUAGAGGUGACAAGGGUGAAAGGGGAUUUCAAGGGCCCGAAGGACCUAAGGGAGAUAAAGGUGAUCCUGCAGAGAAGGGAGCCCAGGGGCCUCCUGGUGUUGGAGUUCCUGGAUUUCCUGGGCCAAAGGGAGAACAAGGAGAAAGGGGUAUUAUUGGUCUUGCUGGAAAACCAGGACCCAAGGGUGACCCAGGAGAACCUGGAGAGGCAGGAGAGACUGGAAAACAGGGCCCACCUGGACCAAUUGGACUUCGAGGAAAGAAGGGUGAUAAAGGAGAUAAGGGGGAAGAUGGAAUACCAGGUGAGGCAGGAAUACCUGGGAAAUCUGGUGAGAGAGGCCUACGGGGUCUGACAGGAGCUGCUGGGAGGCCUGGAGAAAAAGGGGAUAUGGGAGAUCCUGGAGAGUCAGGUAGAGAUGGACGUCCAGGCAUACCUGGUCCAAAAGGAGAUCGUGGAGAACCUGGUCCAGCUGGCCCACCAGGAAAAAUUAUUGAUGGGGAUGGGUUUCCAGGGAUGAAAGGAGACAAGGGGGAUGCAGGUGAUCCUGGAGAAAAUGGAGUCAAAGGUCAUAAAGGAGAGCCUGGAAUAUCUGGCACACCUGGUGACAGAGGUCUUACUGGUGAAAGGGGACCUCCUGGAGAACGAGGUGAUGCAGGGGCUCGAGGUCCUCCUGGGGAAAAGGGUGACAGAGGUCCCCCAGGACAGGAUGGUAAGAACGGACAGGAUGGAAAGCCAGGAGUCCCUGGAGCACCUGGACAGCGGGGAGACCCAGGAAGACAAGGAGAUGCAGGCCGAGAUGGACUACCUGGCUUACGAGGAGAACAGGGCCUUCAAGGGCCUAUAGGGCCACCAGGAUCACCAGGUUUACCUGGUAAAGCUGGAGAAGAUGGCAAGCCAGGCCUUCCAGGAAAGAAUGGAGAAAAUGGCACUCCAGGAGAAGAUGGAAAAAAGGGUGACAAAGGUGAAACAGGAAUUGCUGGACGAGAUGGUCGUGAUGGUGAUAAAGGAGAUAAAGGUGACACUGGAACGCCUGGACCAUCCGGACCCCCUGGUGUUCCUGGGCUUCCUGGUCCUAUUGGACCCCCAGGACAGGUGAUUUAUGUCAAAGGAGCAGAGACUGUGUCAAUCCCUGGUCCACAGGGACCUCCUGGAACUCCAGGAGUUCCAGGCAUCCCAGGGACUGCAGGAACAAGGGGUGAAAAAGGAGAAACUGGAUCUAGAGGAGAAAAGGGAGAUCCUGGAGAAGAUGGGAAACCUGGCUUUCCAGGAACAGCUGCGAAUGUUGAGCAAAGCCUCAGCUCUCUUGGUAUCAAGGUAUCACAGCUACAGGAGAUCCUUGCAAGAGGUGGAGACGUGACAGCAAAAGGCAGUCCUGGUUCACCUGGCCCUAGAGGAGAAAAAGGUGAUAAAGGAGAAAAGGGUGAUGGAGGAGACCGGGGUCCCCCUGGAAAAAAUGGUGAAGAUGGCUUCCAAGGAGAGAGAGGACCGAAGGGAGACAAAGGAACCCAGGGACUACCAGGGCCACAAGGUCCAGCUGGACAUGCUGUUGGAGAGAGAGGCUUGCCUGGUCCACCUGGCCAGCCAGGUGAUCCUGGAAAACCUGGCAUCCCUGGAGUUCCAGGUCGAGUUGGUGAGUUGGGGGAAGCUGGAAGACCAGGAGACAAGGGAGAAAGGGGAGAGAAGGGAGAACGAGGUGAAUCGGGUAAAGAUGGAUCUCCAGGUGCUAUUGGCCCACCUGGAAUCAAGGGUGAAUGUUUAGAAGUAGCUGUUCAAGGGUUACCAGGUGUGAAAGGGUAUCCUGGACCUGAAGGACCAAAGGGAGAGCCUGGAACAGCAGGAGAACGAGGUCCCAAAGGAGACAAGGGCGAUGCUGGACAACGAGGGGAUCAUGGAGAGAGAGGAGAAAAAGGGGACAGGGGUCGAGAUGGACUUACAGGACCACCAGGUGAUCCAGGACAACCAGGACCUGAAGGGAAACCGGGUUUACCAGGGUUUCCCGGAGUGCUAGGUCGACCGGGUAACCAAGGAGAACGAGGCCCACCAGGCCCACCAGGUUCAACUGGCCUACCUGGCCCCCAGGGACCUGUUGGAAUCAAGGGCAGCCAAGGUGAACCUGGAAUUGGUGUGCAAGGUUUACCAGGUGCCCCUGGCACUCCUGGUCGUCCUGGACAACAGGGUCUUUCUGGUGCUGUGGGACCUCAGGGACCCCCUGGACUGCCUGGACCUGUGGGAGAGCCUGGAAAACCUGGAGUUCCUGGAAGAGAUGGAGUCUCUGGACCAGCAGGAGAAGCUGGGCUGCCAGGAAAAAUGGGUAUACCAGGACCAUCAGGCCCAGCUGGACCCAAAGGAGGGAAAGGAGAUGCAGGACCUCCUGGAGAGAGUGUAAUUGGACGCCCUGGACAAAAAGGUGAAAAGGGUGAUUCAAUUAUAGCAGCUGGUGUGACCGGAGCACGUGGACCUCAAGGAGAACAAGGUGACAAAGGAGACAGGGGCAUACACGGUCUGCCAGGAGCAAAGGGGGAUCCUGGUGAUCCUGGUGAUCCAGGAGAAGAUGGUAUCAAAGGCCAGCCAGGAGCCAAAGGUGAAAAGGGUGAAGCUGGAGUUGGGUUACCAGGCCCUACUGGACAACCAGGAUCACAAGGCCUUAAGGGUGAUCCUGGACUGCCGGGCCCCUCUGGACCUCCUGGAGCACAAGGACUUACUGGUAACCCUGGCAUACCUGGACUAAGAGGCGAAGUUGGUCUGCCUGGUCAACCUGGACCACCAGGAGACAGGGGUUUGCAAGGUCUCCCUGGAAGAGAUGGAAACCCUGGAGUUCAAGGGCUCCCUGGGCCACCAGGAACAGUGGGUCCUCCAGGUUUUCCAGGACUGAAAGGAGAUAAGGGAGAAACGGGGAUUGGUCAGCCUGGCCCAAGAGGAGAAAGAGGAGAUCCAGGUGCAAGGGGAGAGGAUGGAAGACCAGGUCAAGAUGGGAUCCGUGGAUCAUUGGGUCCUCCUGGAAAUCGUGGAGAAAGAGGUGAAAAGGGAGAUUCUGGUCUUCCUGGAGAUAAAGGAGAAAAGGGUGAAACAGUGGCUGUUGCUGGACAACCUGGAGCAAAAGGCAACAAAGGAGAACUAGGAGAACGUGGCCCAAAAGGAGCAGAAGGAGAAAAAGGAUCAAAAGGUGACCAGGGUCCUGCAGGUGAACAGGGACAGAGAGGAGAACCUGGUGAAAAAGGUUCGACAGGGUUUCCUGGUGCCCGCGGCCCUGGUGGACAAAAGGGUGAAGUUGGAGAACCAGGUGAACCAGGAGAACCGGGAGACUCGGGAAAAGAUGGUCUUUCAGGUCCCAGGGGGGACAAGGGAGAAAAAGGAUUCCCUGGAAUGCGUGGCCUUAAGGGUGAUCGAGGUGCAAAAGGUAACUGUGGCAUGAAUGGAGAGAAAGGAGAAAAGGGCAAUACUGGACUUCCUGGACCAUCGGGACUACCUGGCCGAAAAGGAGAGCCUGGUGAAUCUGGUUCUCCAGGAACUGCAGGUGUGCCUGGCAAGGAAGGGCUUAUGGGCCCCAAGGGGGACCGAGGCUUUGAUGGACAACAGGGACCAAAAGGAGAACCUGGCGAGAAAGGCGAGAGGGGUUUUCCUGGAAUUGUUGGCUCUUCGGGCCCCAGAGGAAGUGAUGGACAACCUGGGCCUCCUGGGUCCCCUGGCCCUGUUGGCCCCAAAGGACCUGAGGGACUUCAGGGUCAAAAGGGUGAAAGAGGCCCCUCAGGACCACAUGUUAUUGGACCCAAGGGAACUGCAGGUGUUCCAGGAGAGCAAGGAGACAAGGGAGAUCCUGGACCAUAUGGGCAGAAAGGAGACAAAGGAGAACCAGGUUUGACAGAAGAUGUGAUCCGGUCCUAUGUCAGGGAUGAGAUGAGACAACACUGUGCUUGUGGAGGUCUAGGUGUCCCAUCAGAUUCUCCAUCUGUGUCAACGUUCCUGUCUAACUCUCGACUAGUCCCUGUGUUAGAGGUGUCAAACACUGAUGAAUCAAAGGGACGAGAACUUCAGGUGGUUGUAAAUGAAAAUGAUCAUCAGUAUGAAGAUUUCUACACAGUGGAUGAUUAUGAGGAUGGCCAGAAAGAAUACGAAGGGACCGAGGGGACAUUUAAACCAGUAGAAAUGCUAAAAGAUGAUAUAACUGGAACUGUGACACCUGUGCCACUGCAGCAAAGAAAUAAGAGAAGUGCAACGAAUAAAGACCCCUGCCUUUUGCCAUUAGAUGAAGGAUCAUGCUCCAAAUACACACUGCAAUGGUAUUAUAACCAGAGAGUAAAGGAUUGCCGACCAUUUAUUUAUAGUGGCUGUGACGGAAACUCAAAUCGCUUUGCCACUAAAGAGGACUGUGAGUUCCAGUGUAAAGCCCAAAGAAGAAAUGAACCAGAUCCAAAACAUGGAAGCUGAAAUGCACAAAACAGGGAGCCAAAUGGAAUUAAAUUGCUGUAAUUAUUAACAGAUCAUGUGAGGUUCAUUACAGAGGGACAAAUGCAAAGGGAUUCUAUACACUCUCGGAUAAAGACACUAAUACUACUGCCCCAGACACAAACUGCACAUAAAAGAAGAUAUUCAGUGUUUCAGAUUUCUACAUGAGAAAU
Molecule: messenger RNA, 5953 nt
Organism: Protopterus annectens (West African lungfish)
Lineage: Eukaryota; Metazoa; Chordata; Ceratodontiformes; Protopteridae
Product: collagen alpha-1(VII) chain-like
Molecular function (GO): serine-type endopeptidase inhibitor activity; protein binding
Source: RefSeq, a predicted model, not a curated record